Molecule: messenger RNA, 1959 nt
Organism: Chaetura pelagica (chimney swift)
Lineage: Eukaryota; Metazoa; Chordata; Aves; Apodiformes; Apodidae
Gene: C2CD2L
Product: C2CD2-like
Exons: 14
Coding region: 1-1959 (652 amino acids)
Biological process (GO): positive regulation of insulin secretion involved in cellular response to glucose stimulus
Cellular component (GO): cytoplasmic side of apical plasma membrane
Molecular function (GO): phosphatidylinositol binding; phosphatidylinositol transfer activity
Source: RefSeq, a predicted model, not a curated record
AUGCCACCUUCGUGGCGUCCUGCCUGCCUGAUGUGGACAGGGCAGUGGUUGCCGCUGAAGAGGAGCGUGGGUGAGAUGAAAUGCGUUUUCACUCGUAGCUGGGAAGUAGGGAGGGAGCUCCGGCAGCGGGUCCGACUUCCAGAGCGCAGCACGGGAGGGUACGGCACGAGUUCGGUGCAGAUUACAUUUGAAGAGAGUCCUCAGUUACCACCAGCUGCAAAUAUAAGUGAUGUGAUGUGCAAGGAGCAGUCAGACCACAGCAUGGUGCUGUCCUGCCGUCUGUCUGCUGAAGCUGUGAAAUUCCCUGUCUCUGUUACUCAGCAGUCCCCAGCUGCUGUUUCUGUGGACACCUAUCAUGUCACUUUGGCUGUGCUGCAGGCUCAGGUGGAGAUCCACUUGGAGGAGAUACAGAACGAAGGUCUCUUGGUGUCAUGGACAUUCAAGGACAGACCAGACUUGAACCUUUUGGUUCUUCCAAGACUUCAGCUUCAUGAGAAGAAUGAAGGGCAAGUGGAUCUGUCCACCAUAGAGGAUCUGAUUGAGGAUACCAUUGUCAGCACGCAGCCAGCCAUGAUGGUGAAUCUGAAGGCCUGCACUGCUGGAGCCGUUGUGGUACCCAGCAGUAAGUUGAUUCGAGAGUCCCGGUCUGGAGUAGGAGCAGCCCCUCUGUGCUCUAAGCUGCUACUUCGGAAUCUUCGAGUGCUGAACUUGGGCUGCCAGGGGAAGGGAGGAGUUGGGGAGAUAAGCUGCAUGGCAGAACUAGACAGCCCCCCCCAGCAGAAGUGGACGAGGCCAGUGACAGCUGUCAGUGCCAGUGCAGCAGCAGAGAUGGAGUGGAAUGAGGAGCUCUUUCUGGAGUUGGGACCAAGAAGUAAAGAGCUGAAGCUACAGGUGCUGCGGAGCUGUGACGGAGGGGGAAAUGUAGUGCUGGCACAUGCCACACUAUUGCUUGAUUCUUUGGGCAAACAACCAUCUGGGAGACAGGUCUGCUCACUGGCCCCAGGAGCUGGGCGGUCACUGGCGGCUGAAGCUACCUUUGAAUUGGAGCUGUUGUUCCAGGAGUCUUCUGCAUCUAUAAAUGCUCAGCAUGCUGCAUCUCUGCGAAGCAGUGUCACCCCCACUAAGAAGGUGGAGAUGGACCGGACCAUCAUGCCUGAUGGCACCAUCGUGACUACUGUCACCACCAUUCAGUCUCGGCCCAAGGCAGACUGCAAACUGGAUUCACCGUCAAGGUCGCCUUCUAAGGUGGAAGUGACUGAAAAGAAGACAACAGUGCUUUUGGAGGGUGGCUGUCCUCGCAGCCCCUUGCCCAUCGGUACCCGGAAUAGCCAUAUGCCCAAUGGCUUGGAUCCAGUGGCUGAGACAGCGAUCAGGCAGCUAACCGAGACGAAUAACAAGCCUGCCAAGAGGACCCCAACAAAACGUAGCACACUGAUCAUCUCGGGAGUUUCCAAGGUACCUGUUGCUCAAGAUGAAAUGGCACUUUCUCUGGGUUAUGCUGCAUCUCUGGAGGCCACAGCGUAUGGGGAUUCUGUGGCAGAAGGCCCAGCCCUCCAGACGCAUGAUUCUAUGGAAUCAUCACAGCUGCUGGAAGUGUCACCGUCGGGACAGAGGGCCAGUCAGGAGCUGGAUGAGACAACACGAUCAGACAUCUCUGAGAGACCAUCAGUCGAAGAUGUUGAAUCUGAAACUGGCUCCACAGGAGCCCUUGAGACCAGGAGCUUGAAAGAUCACAAAGUUAGCUUUCUUCGGAGUGGUACCAAGCUCAUCUUCCGGAGAAGGAGCAAGCAGAAGGAAGCGGGCCUGAGCCAGUCACAUGAUGACCUGUCCAACGUCACUGCCAGCUCUGCCACCAGGAAGAAAGCUGGCAGUUUCUCUCGCCGCCUCAUUAAGCGCUUCUCCUUCAAGUCUAAAUCCAAACCUAAAGCUAGCAAUGGCAAAACAGCAGGUGAGAACUGA